This is a messenger RNA of Adineta ricciae, 1581 nucleotides long. The record is from the annotation of a GenBank genome assembly. Lineage: Eukaryota; Metazoa; Rotifera; Eurotatoria; Adinetida; Adinetidae.
AUGUCGAAAAGUAAUAAAAAUCAGAAAUCAAUCACAUCAUUUUUUAAAAAUCCUGGACAAACAACAACAGCGACAAAUGAUCCGGUACCAUCGAAAACGAAACCAUCCCCAACCGUUGAAAUGAUGGAGAUCAAGAAAGAAAAAGAGGACGUGCCCAAAUUACUCUCGUCGUCGCCACCACCAGGACCAGCACCAGCAUCGACAGUUAAAGCAGUACUUUCACCCAAAAAGCCAACAGCGGCUGUUGUGCCGACUAUUCAGCGCAAGCCAACUCAUGAAACUGAAUGGAUUAACUUAUCCGAUCGAUUCUUACUGAACAAUCGUAAUUUCGAUGUGCAGUACGCUCAUCUAUACGCUGAACGUCUUGGAUCAAUGCGAAAGAUUGUCACGAAAGCAGCAGAAAAUCGGUGGAAUUCGAAGGUUCCACUGAAGAAAAUGAAUGAUCUUGUCUUAGACGAAGAAUGCGUACUCAUCGGUAUCCUAUUCAAACAAAUGAUCUUGAAACCUAGUAUUGUAAAACAAUUAGCAACUGAAAAUGGUUUCAAUCUACAACCACCUCGAAAACGUUAUGUUGAUCCAUCGGAUAAAUUAGUUCUUGAGGAAGAAUCACAACGAAUUGUUCUCGAUGGAAAAAUUGAUGUUAAUCAAUUUGUCACCGGAAUUGUCAUCGCCGUACUUGGCCAUGAAGACGAUAAAGGUGUAUUCAUUGUUAAAGAUUAUUGCUUCAAGGAACUUACAAUUCCCAAACAAAUCACGCCAACAAAAGAUGAGAAAUAUGUUUUAUUCGCUUCGGGUUUUCUCCUGUCUGAAACUUCGACCAUAUUCAAUCAACUUGAAUCUCUAACGAACUCACUAGCACAAGCAACAAAUAUCGAAUCAACGCCAGUGAAAACUAUUCUUAGUAAUAUCAUUCGGUUUGUCGUUGCUGGAAAUCUCAUCGAGAGUUCAAACCGUUUGAAAGACACAACCAAUCAGGCAAAAUAUUUAACACGAAAAAUGGCUGCUAGUAGUGUCGAAGCUAUGCAAAGUAUCGAUGAAUUAUUCGACAAAAUUGCUACUGUAACUGAUAUUGAUAUCAUCCCUGGUGUGAAUGAUCCAAGUUGUCAUAUGUUACCACAACAGCCAUUGCAUCCUUGCAUGUUUCCAACUUCAAGUAAACGAAAAACAACACAUUGUCUUACAAAUCCAUAUGAUUUUCAAAUUGGUGAUCUCCGUCUACUCGGUACAUCAGGUCAAAAUAUCGAUGAUAUUGACCUUCAAUCCACGAUUGAUAGUCGCGUUCAAAUCUUAGAAAAUUGUCUUACCUGGGGUAAUAUAUCGCCAACAUGUCCGGAUACAUUAAGUUGUUAUCCGUACGUGAAUAAUGAUCCAUUUAUCAUUCAUGAAACUCCACAUGUAUUCUUUGCUGGCAAUCAACCAAAAUUCGAGACUCGUCUUUUUAAAGGACCGAAUGAUAUUCAAGUACGUCUUAUUUGUAUCCCAUCAUUUGCUCAAUCGAAUACAUGUGUCGCUUUGAAUUUGAAUACACUCGAAUGUCAGGAAAUUUCAUUCGAAAAUCAAGUACCUCAACUUAUUCAGUGA